AUGCCCUUGAGGACGGAACCAGAAUUCUGGAAGACUUGGAAGGAGUUUGAGCUGACUCAUGGAAAUGAAGAUACGCUGAGAGAGAUGCUGCGGAUCAAGAGAAGCGUUCAGGCUACUUACAACACAAAAGUCAGCUUUAUGGCCAGUCAUUUGGCUGCUACUCAAGAGCAAGCUAAGGAUCCAAUGCAAGCAAUGGAAUCCGCUGUAACUGCAGAAGAGACUUCAAAAGUGGCAGGUGGCAAACACCCUCUAAUUAUCUUCAAAUCAGCUGGUGUGGUCCAUCAACCAGGUAGCAAUGCUGGCCGUGACGGCAGUAAAGCUUUAAAUGGCUCCGCUGCUGCCAAUAGCAACCCCGAAGCUAUCAAUAUCGAUCUUCCUAUGGAUGACGAUGACGACGGGGAUAUUGACAAUGUUGCUCCUGAAGAUGACGAGGGCAUGGAAGAUGAAGAAGCCAAGGUUAUCGAAGAUGUAGAUGAAGAAGCGAAUUCUCGUAAGUAG
This is a messenger RNA of Rodentolepis nana, 498 nucleotides long. Lineage: Eukaryota; Metazoa; Platyhelminthes; Cestoda; Cyclophyllidea; Hymenolepididae. The record is from the annotation of a GenBank genome assembly.